AUGGCGUUCGGAAAGCUCUACGGUCGUCCUGACAACACCCGCACCAUUGCGGUCCUCGUUGCUGCUAAGCACAACGACCUCGAGCUUGAGCUCGUUGAGACCCAGGCCAACCCCGCUGCUGAGUUCAACAAGUCUGAUGCCUACACUAAGAUUCAGCCCCUGGGCAAGAUUCCCGCCUUCGAGGGUGCCAACGGCUUCACCCUCUCUGAGGUUAUCGCCAUCGCUGUCUACGUGACCUCCCAGAACGAGAAGACCACUCUCCUCGGCAAGACCAAGCAGGACUACGCUUCCAUCCUCCGCUGGUUGUCUUUCGCCAACUCCGAGCUCCUUGCCAGCUUCGGCUCUUGGUUCCGCCCCCUCCUCGGUCUCGACCCCUACAACAAGAAGAACGUUGAGGAUGCUUCCAAGGCUGCCCUGAAGAAGCUUGCUGUCCUCAACACCCAUCUCACUGCCAACACCUACCUCGUCGGCGAGCGCAUCACCCUCGCUGAUCUCUUCACCGCUUCCCUCCUCACCCGCGCCUUCGCUACCGUCAUCGACAAGAAGGUUCGCUCUGACUACCCCGCCGUUACCCGGUGGUAUCAGACCAUUAUCGCUCAGCCCGCUUUCAAGGCUGUUGUUGAGAACCCUGUCCUCGUUGACGAGGCUGUUAAGUACACUCCCCCCAAGAAGGAGGAGAAGCCCAAGAAGGAUGCUGCUCCCGCCGCUGCUGCCCCCGCUGAGGAGGACAAGCCCGCUCCUAAGCCCAAGCAUCCCCUUGAGGCUCUUGGCAAGCCCACCCUCAUCCUUGACGACUGGAAGCGCACAUACUCCAACGAGGACACCCGUUCCGUUGCCAUGCCCUGGUUCUGGCAAAACUACAAGCCCGAGGAGUACUCCCUCUGGAAGGUCAACUACAAGUACGACAAUGAGCUCAAGCUCACCUUCAUGGCCAACAACCUGAUCGGUGGUUUCCACGCUCGUCUUGAGGCUUCUCGCAAGUACCUCUUCGGUUGCCAGGGUGUCUACGGCGCGAACUACGCCUGUGUCAACCGUGGUGUCUUCUUGGUCCGUGGCCAGGAGGCUCUCCCUGCUUUCGAUGUCGCCCCUGACUGCGAGAGCUACGACUUCGUCAAGCUCGACCACACCAACGAGGCUGACCGCAAGUACAUCGAGGACAUCUGGGCCUGGGACACCCCCGUUGUCGUUGACGGCAAGGAGCUCGCCAACGUUGACGGUCACGUCUUCAAAUAA
Molecule: messenger RNA, 1233 nt
Organism: Aspergillus mulundensis
Lineage: Eukaryota; Fungi; Ascomycota; Eurotiomycetes; Eurotiales; Aspergillaceae
Product: putative translation elongation factor eEF-1 subunit gamma
Exons: 4
Coding region: 1-1233 (410 amino acids)
Biological process (GO): translational elongation
Cellular component (GO): cytoplasm; nucleus
Molecular function (GO): translation elongation factor activity
Source: RefSeq, a predicted model, not a curated record